Solea solea (common sole) is the source of this 3758-nucleotide messenger RNA. RefSeq names its product sarcolemma associated protein b (gene slmapb). The record is from RefSeq and is a predicted model, not a curated record. Lineage: Eukaryota; Metazoa; Chordata; Actinopteri; Pleuronectiformes; Soleidae. Bases 16 to 1329 code for a protein of 437 amino acids. The transcript is spliced from 9 exons.
CAACUGUGUCAGAAAAUGCCAUCAUCAAAUGAGGGAACACUAGAUGACAGACAGAAGAUGGAUCAAAGACAAUUAAAAUUAGACUAUAAAAGGCAAAGUGAACUGAGUAAGGAAGAAGAAGAAGAAGCAUUUCGAACUGUGGAACAAGAACUUCAAACUGUGUUCAAGCAAAUGGAGUUGAGUGAUCCCCUGAAUAACGUGUCACUGAUUAAAGAUGACGUGACCAGGUCAAACAUAGGGUCAUCCGGCGACUCGGAAAAAAUGAUCCAGCGCUUGAACGAUGAACUUCGAGAAGCCCAAGACCUUGCUAACACAGAGAAACACAAAUGCUCGGAGCUACAAGGCCAGCUGCACCAGCUCCAGGAUGAAGUGACAAGUCUCAGGGAGCAGAUUGACGACUCCGCCAGUGCACGCGACGAGCUGCAGAUUGCACGCGGCGAGCUGCAGAGUGCACGUGAUCAGGUGAAGUCGCUGAAACGUGACCUGGAGGCAGGCAGUGCACAGCGAGACCGUGACAUUGGCGCCGUCCAGGCGAACCUGGCCACCGUCUCAAAGGAGCUGGACAAGUGGCGCGAGACUGCCCACAAAUACGAGAAUGAGAUUGAAAACCUACAGCAGGACCUUCAGCAGCAGAGCGAGCAGUGGCAGAAAACUGCACAGAUACAAGCCGAUGAGAUGCGGUCCCUGCAGGUGGAGUGUAAAGGCCUACAGAUGGAAUGCUCCGUCCUGCGCUCCGAGAAGCAGGACAUCCUGAACGAACACCAGGUUGAAAAGAGCAGCCUGCAGAGUUACUGCGAAGCCCUCUCGGCUGAGAAGGAGGACAUCACCAAGACUCACCUGAAGGACAAGGACAACCUGCAGAGCGAGUGUGCAGCGCUGCACUCUGAGAACAAGGUCGCGCUGCAGAAGUGGCAGCAACUGGAGACGGAGCUCACCAGUUCACGUGCGCAGAAUGCUGAACAGAGCAGGAGCCUCAAAGGCCUGGAGAGGUCCCAGCAGGAGCUGGAGAAGAGACUGGCAGACCUGCAGCUCCAGCAGCAGCACGACAACACCGAGUGGCAAACCAAGCUGGAGGAGGCAGAGAGUCGCAGCGAGGCUCUUCAGAGAGAGGCUGAGGAGGCGAAGGCAGAGCUGUUGGACGCGAAGGAUAAAUAUGAGAAGAUGGAGCAGGAAAAGCAGUCGCUGACAGAUGAGCUUGAUGGAUGCAAAGCUAACAUGAAGGAAAUACAGGAGAGAGGAACCAAGACGACCCUAUUGCUGCCUGUUCAAGCCAUAGUCAUCGGCCUUGUCCUGGCUUUGCUGUUCUGGUGCUUCGGCGCAUUGUGGUAGAAGAAUGCCUCCUUCCUCUUGGGGAGAAAAAAAAAAAAAAGAACGUCUGAGAAAAAUCUAACCUCUCUAAUCAUACAGUAGCAGCAUCUGACAUCUGUGUGUCCUGUCUUGAGUGUCUAAUACAGGGGUUCUCAAAUGGAGGUUCGGGGACUCCUCGGGGUCCAUGACACGCCAGUGUUUCCCUCCAAGAAAGAUUUUUUUUUCAGCAGUAGUCCAUUAGGAUGGCACAAAGACAAUUUUUUUUUUUUUUUUUUAAAUGGCUAAAUAGACUUUUUAGUUGUUUUUGUUUGUUUGUUUUUAUCAUUAAUAUUAACGAAGAAACACAUGUGGAUGAUUUUGAAUGUUGGGGAAACACUGCACACUGUCAGGGGCUCCAUUCAAAAGUUUUUAUUGAAAUAACAUGAUUAACAAAAAAUAGAAAAUGGUUAGACAAACGUAUUUUUUUUUACCUGCUUGUUUAAAAUACAAAUGUAUUAAGUUAAUUCAAGCUAAAGUUUCCAUAUAAUUCAUAUCAAAUUGUGUUGCAUUUAACUUUAAGAAGAUUAUAUAACAUAAUAAAGUUUGUCCCACCAUUUUCUUUCAGUGUAUUUUUACUAAUCAUUUUCAUUUUGUAAUCUGUUUAUCGACUACUUCCUACAGUCAAAUUACUUUCAUUAAGGAAUUACAUCAAGGGGUCCCCAGAAUGAUUAAUUUUCUUGGCUACAUCCACAUUACUCAUGUCUUUUUUUUAAAAAAGGAAAAAGAAGCAUAAAUUCUGCUCUGGAUACGCCUGCAGUCCACAUUAACCCGGCAUUAUUACAGCCCUGAAAACAGAGAACUUUGAAAAGCUGUGUUUUUAGUUUGUUCUACAAGUGGCAACCGGUCAUGACAUCACACAUCAGAAUCUGAACAUCACCUGCUGCAACCAGGCUCCUAUUGGACGAUAACCAGCUGUCAAUCACACUGGUGUCCACUCACACGUGCAGUUCCUUAUCCUCUGUUUUUUAAUUUACAAAACUGACACCAUGUUCUCUUUUAUAGAAGACCUGACACUAGCGAUUAAGAUCAUUUAACUCUCCAGGAAAAUACUUCUGUUAUAAAUGAAGUGAGAAGGAGAAGCCCACAGUCAAACACAGUCUAGCAGAUGUUGGCUAUCCGAUGUUCAGCUUCCUCAGAAGAACCAGAAGAACCAGAAGAAUAGAAUGAAUAGAGUGUCUUCAGUUUGACUGCGAUGCAGUUGCACUAAUUCAGUGACAACUUGGCUAUCAGACGUGAAUGAAAAGCUCUCUUGGAAUAAAGUUGACUAAAAAAGAUGAGACGCAGAGGUCGGUGAUAAUUUAUACUUUAUGCGUGAUAAAAACAGUCAAACCAGACCAUGUGCUGCCAUUUAAAACAACAAAAUACUCACUCAACUUUGACAUUUAUCACCACUCUGAUAAGUCAUAUAGUCCAAAUAAUUCAUUGUUUCGGUUUGUUUAUUUAAUUAAAUUUUUUCAUUUUAUUUUUAUUUGGGAGCUCUUGAAAAGACACACAUCACAUUUAUACAUACGUUCAUUCAAACUACGCAUUAAGUCUUAUCUAAGUAAAAAUGUGUCAUUUUCUAGAACUGUCCAUUUUAGUUUCAUUUUGUUUUAACUCAAAAACAAGUGUAGUUUUAUAAACAAGGUCUAUUUGCCCUAAAGUUCCCAAACAAAGGGGAAAAAUGUGUGUUAGUGGGUUGAACUGAAGAAAGACUUAAGGUGUUGUGACACAGAAUUGAUUGACAAUUUAUACUGUAAUGCAAACAUGGCGUGGUCAUGUUUGACCCCAGAGGACUUAAAACCUACUUUCCGUUUCACCUCCAGUCUGUCUAAUAACAGAAUUUCAUGCUCUUACUUUUCACCAUUCUUACUUAUUAUCAUUUGUAUUUUACUUUUCACAGAAUAGAGUGUCAGCUUCCUGUUUGCACCCACGUCCUCAGUGGUCAUGAUGCUGCAAUUUUGAAAUUGCAGGAGGAGGCGCAAUGUUUAUUGGUAUUGUUAUGUUAUUUAAUAUCAUUUUUAGAUGAAUAAUUGUCUUGUUUCUCACAGAUCUGCUCAAAUAUCACACAGUAAUCAUUUUAAAGAUGAGAGAAAAUAGAUAUUUACACAAAAUCUGUUUGAUACAGAGCUGAAAACUUGACCGAUUGCCUUUUAUUUUUGUUUUUUAAAUAAUAAAAAAAAAAGCCCCGUUUCUAGUAGUGUGGAUGUAGCCUUUACCUCGCCGUUGUUUGAGAACCUCUGGUCUAAUGCCUAACCACUGUCUCUCUGUCUCAGUCGGCUUGGAUUGGCUUCACUUCAUCUGAAAGAGCUGUUUUUUAAGCGUGUGUUACUGUGCAUCCGUCUCCUCUGUCGAAGCUUUGGCGAUCCUCGGUCGGCGACGUCGUCGUCGUGGUGUAAACUCUGCUCAUGUUUCCCUCGUUUGUGUGUCGC